UAAUGAAAAAUCAAUCGUUUUUGUAAAGCCGGUAAAAUUGAAAUUAAUAAUAAUAGUAAUUUUCGUUUCUUAUUUCGUAGUAAAGUGGCAUGUUUUCCUCCGAAGAGCAGCUGAAGAAAAGGACACCCAAGGAGGGAAUUGACAGGCGUAAAUUCAUCUCACUUUUGGUCGACGAGUAUUACGAAAACAUCUCCGGCAAUCUCGAGGCUCAACAACAAGUUACAGCUAAUUUGGCGAAUUUUGCCUACGAUCCUAUCAACUGGGGCUACCUGAAACAAGCCAAAGCACACGAGUUAUUUGUGGAAAUCUUGAGCGAAGCGUAUGACACCCAGUUGCUGAACCAUGCUGCAGCAGGAAUCUGUAACAUUUGCCUAGAUCCGCAAAUUAAGGAUUACUUUCUGCAAAGUGGGCUACCGAAGCACCUAAGCUUGCUGGUAAUCAAACACAAAAACAAUCACGGUUUGAUAGGUCACGUUUUAACAACGUUAAUUCUUUUGAAUCAAAAUCUGAUUGAGGAUAAAGAAUUCCUGAAAACGCUCGAAGGUUUGAGAACAUCAGAACACAAGAUUUGUUCAAACUUGGCUACCGUUUUGUUAGAAGAUAAUGCGGCUCAUCAGCGUGCUUCGCAACAACAAGAUUGUAACCGGUAAUGUUUUUCAGUUUGAGUCGAACAUUCCGGCAAGAAGAUCUGGUUCGAUUUGCCGAGUUUACCGGGGAUCGGAAUCCCAUCCAUAGUUUGCCUGAUUCAGAACAAUCGUUUGUGAAUGGAGCCCUGUUGAACGCAACAACUGCCGGCAUAAUCGGGACUAACUUUCCGGGAUUCGUUGUUACUGGGCAGGAAUUUCGUUUUCCGAAUCGAUGUCGGUUGAAUGAGGAAGUGCGGUUUGAGGUAAAAAUAGGAGAAAUGCGAAAAAUAGUAAGUUUAUCAUACGAAUGUGUCCAGGCGGGGGAUGUUGUUUUCGAGGGAACCGCAAAACUAUUUGA
Uranotaenia lowii is the source of this 984-nucleotide messenger RNA. RefSeq names its product armadillo repeat-containing protein 7-like. Lineage: Eukaryota; Metazoa; Arthropoda; Insecta; Diptera; Culicidae. The record is from RefSeq and is a predicted model, not a curated record. The transcript has 2 exons. Bases 90 to 650 code for a protein of 186 amino acids.